Molecule: messenger RNA, 702 nt
Organism: Dermacentor andersoni
Lineage: Eukaryota; Metazoa; Arthropoda; Arachnida; Ixodida; Ixodidae
Source: RefSeq, a predicted model, not a curated record
GACUGCAAAGCACCUCUGCUGAAUUCGAUAAUGUUGACUGUGCUUUUUUUCAUGGGGGCUUAUGCUCUUUCACCAAUGAUUACUACUGCUCACUGUCCAGAAAAUGAUGAUGGAUGGGGGUUUAUGACCGAUGUGUCUCCAAUGUACUUGCUUCAUAGAAACUUUAACACCGACCGCCAAGGUCGGAAUAUUACCGAAUGUGUUUCUGCUCAAACAUUAAGUGCGGAUGAAGGCAAACAUGAGAUCAAACAAGAGUUAAGCUACUAUAACAAGUCGUCUAAGCAAUGGGUUACCUUGCAAAAGAAUUUCACUGCUGAGGCUUGGGGCACAGGAACCACGUCAAUGAAUUUCUUCAAGUCACCUUCUCCAUAUGGACUCUUGACUUACCUCAUACUGCAUGCUGACGAAGACUGCCUGCUAGUAAAGUUGGUCUAUCGCAGCACUGUUAAGCUUCGCGCCUGUGAACUGUUGGUGAGAGAGAGCUACUUCCGGCAUACCGAGUCAUCCAAAUGCUGCGACUAUUGGUAUGAGAUCAAUUGUGAUCCAGUUGUACAAACAUUGUACAACCCCGGCAAAUGUCCUGCCUUGGGGAAAACUAAAGAAGGAUGAGAGAAACCAAAUAAAAACUCAAGUAUGUUGAUAACAGGAGCUCGCUGCACAGGAAACGUCACUUUAAAUAAAACAGUCAUCAUAUUGUUAUGA